AUGAAAAUGAGUACUGGUUCAAAUCAGAGGACUUUAUUCCAGACUUGGGGCGCCUCCGUUUCUCAAAACAAAGUUGUUCAACCGAAAAAAGAUGGCGAAAAAGCCGCUCGACGGCGCAGAACAACCCCAAGUACCGCUGCUCAGGUAGCUACAACACAUCCUCCUCGAAAUCUUUUAUGGACAGAGAUAGGUCAGGGGUCCACAUACACAGCAGAGAGUCCAGUGAGAACAGAGGACCCCAUGCCUGCUUAUGUAGAUGAAGAUGACGACGAUGAUCUUAUGUUGGUCGCUGUCUACGAAGCUGAACAGAGCCUGCAGUUUGGUAAUGCAAACUUUUUUCAAGAUGACAACCCUGUAGGAACAGAGAGCAGUGCCCUCUCUCCCAUCCCAUCAGGUGGGCGGGAAUAUCCUGACUUCCCUGGCUUUGACAGCUCCUCAGCUAAGGUAUGGAUCUACCCCACCAACUAUCCCAUCAGGGAGUACCAGCUGAAGAUAUCAGAGGCUGCCCUGUUUCAGAACACACUGGUCUGUCUUCCCACCGGUCUGGGAAAAACCUUUAUAGCCUCUGUGGUUAUGUACAACUUCUACCGCUGGUAUCCAUCAGGGAAGAUUGUAUUCAUGGCUCCCACCAAACCCCUGGUGGCACAACAGAUCGAGGCCUGUUAUAAAGUGAUGGGGAUCCCACAGGAACACAUGGCUGAGUUGACAGGUAGUACAGCAGCAAAGCAGAGACAGGAGGUGUGGAGGUCCAAGCGUGUCUUCUUCCUCACCCCUCAGGUCAUGGUGAAUGAUUUGUCCAGAGACACCUGCCCAGCUCAGCAGGUCAAGUGUGUGGUGAUCGAUGAAGCUCACAAAGCCCUGGGCAAUCACGCUUACUGUCAGGUGAUCAGACAGCUUGGCAGCCAGACUCAGCAAUUCCGCAUCCUGGCCCUCAGUGCAACUCCAGGGGGAGAUUCAAAAUCGGUGCAGUCGGUGAUCUCUAACUUGCUCAUCUCCCACAUUGAGCUGCGUUCAGAAGAAAGCCCAGACAUCCAGGCCCAUUCCCACCAGCGCAGCUUGGAGAAAGUGGUGGUUCCUCUGGGAGAGGCCCUCUGUGCUCACCAGACACGCUACCUGCAGGUGCUGGAGAAAUUCAUGUCUCGCCUGGUCCAGAACCGGGUGAUGGCUCACAAGGACCUGAGGACUCUCACCAAAUACCAGCUCAUCCUCGCCAGGGACCAGUUCCGUAAAAACCCACCGCCAUACAUCAAGGGUCCACAGCAGGGAAUGCUGGAGGGUGACUUUGCCCUUUGCAUCAGUUUGUACCACGGCUACGAGCUCCUGAUGCAGAUGGGGCUCAGAUCGCUGUUUUUUUACAUCCAGGGAAUCAUGGAUAGAUCCAGAGACUUGUCCAGGGCCAGGAAUGAGCUGCAGAGGACGCCCACCUUCAUGGACCUCUACCAUGAGAUGGAAGCAAUGUUUAUGAAGCCAUCUGCUGGUCCAGAUGAGCCAUUCAUUUACAGUCACCCUAAACUGGAGAAACUGGAGGGGGUGGUGCUGCAGCACUUCAGACAGUGGGCUGAGAGCUCUGCAGAGGAUAAUGGUUCAGGUCCUCGGGAAGUAAGCACACGCGUGAUGAUUUUUUCAUCGUUCCGUGAAAGCGUACAGGAGAUCGCAGCUAUGUUGAACCGCCAUGCUCCGCUGAUCAGGGUCAUGACUUUUAUGGGCCAAGCUUCAGCUGGGAAGGGGGUUAAAGGCUUCACCCAAAAGGAACAGCUGGAGGUGGUGCACAGGUUCCGUCAGGGAGGCUUCAACACGCUGGUGUCGACCUGUGUGGGGGAAGAGGGGCUGGACAUCGGAGAGGUGGACCUCAUUGUUUGCUUUGAUGCGCAGAAGAACCCCACCCGCCUCGUGCAGCGAAUGGGACGUACUGGACGAAAGCGGCAGGGACGCAUCGUCAUCAUCCUGGCUGAGGGACGUGAGGAGAGGACCUACAACCAGAGCCAGAGUAACAAGCGCAGUGUGUACAAGUCCAUCACUGGCAACAAAAGCGGGUUCCAUAUGUACCCCAACAGUCCCCGCAUGCUGCCUGAGGGGGUGAACCCCACCCUGCACAAGAUGCACAUUACCUGUGGCCAGUUUGACCACCGGGAGAGCAGCAGCAGGCGGUCGUCUGUCCGGGGUCGACGGUCCCACUCUGAGGGACGGGCCUCACUCAUCCACCCUCAAAACCUGAUUCGGCAGGGCAGUGCAAUGUCGGACGGGUUUCUUAGCAGUGCAGAAUAUUCCCUAUGGGCGUCCACCAUGAAGCUGGAGGAAGAUGAAGCUCAUCCAACCCUGAAGCAGUCACACUUCAUGUCCAUACCCAGUGAUCAUCCACCUCAGGAGGAAGACGGACCUCCAUCCAGAGAGCUGUCUUUGUGGGAAUGGAGACACUGGCAGCACAAAGUGCUUCCUACCCAUGUUGUUGAUCACUCCCUCCGCUGCAACCAUUUCAUUAAGGUGAUGGAGCUCAUAGACGGCAUGAGAGAGGAAAAUGAGGGGGAGUGUCAUUACGAGCAGGAGCUUCUUCCGUACCUCCACAAAGCCGACGCUGUUGGUAACUCGAAAAACGGACAGAAGAAGCAGAGGAGCACAAAGACAUGUGCUAAAACUACUAACAACAAACCCAAACCAUCUCACUCGGCGCUGUCUGAUCUGGAAUGUAAUGGUGAGGAAGCAGAGAGGGAAAAAACACAGACAACAAGUUUAGUUUCCAAGGUAGCUGUGACAAAACAAAGACCUCCAGCUGAACAUGAUACUGAGGGGCCCUAUGAUGACUUCACAGAUCACCCAGGACCUGAGGCUAUUUGUCCUCGUCCCUCAAAAAAUGACUGUCCAGAGGCUGACAUGGAUGAUGACUGUGUCAUUAUUAAUGAGGAUGCCGUAGAAUCAGAGCGAGCAGCGACAGAGACCGUAAACUCGGACACCGUUUCACAGCGGAUUCCAAAAAUUGAUGAAGAUGAAGAUGUUGAGGUCCAGGCCAUGUUCUACCUUCCUAAACAGGAUUCAGCACUUCCUCUCUCAUCUCCUAAACUCCUCCCAGGAAGAGAUGAGAGUCUGAAGGUCAUCCUGGCCAACGUGGCGGAGCUCCUGUCCCGAUCUCCAGUGUCACCGACUUCAGAUUUAGAGGCUGACAUGACUGCUCCGUCACUUCCUCCCUCUCCUCAGCGGCUUCAUGAGCCAUUUCAGGUCAGCUUCACCCUGGGUGUAGACGACGACGACGACGACGAUGAAGUGAUGAUAAGCGAUGCAGAUGAUGCCCCCCACAGGGCGGAUUCAUACCAGCCCAAAAUCUGUAAUGAUUGGCCUCGUCAGGAGCAACAGCCUGUCCCUGUAGCUGCCGAGAGUCCGACCUGGGACGAAGUUUUUGGGGAUGAAGAGGAUGAUCAUCAGGUUAGGGAUGACAGCAAGGAGACAGAUGACGAAAUGUCCAGUAAGGACAAAGAGAUUGGUGAGGAAGCUGGAAAGAAUAUGGAAAGCCUGGAUGAUGUGAGGAAUGAUGAAAUGCCAGACUUUACGGAUGGAGGUGUAGAGGACAACAGGGCCUCGCAGUGCAGCUCUCACAUGGACAAGAGCAUGGAUCUGUUUGGGGAUGACACAGCCUUCCUGCAGAUAACCAUCCCAGACAUUUCCACACCUGGGGUCACACCCAGGGCAUCCCCUUGUGCUGGUGAUAUUUCCAAUAGCACAAAAGAGACGUCUAACACUUCACAAGUGCAUAACCCAAUGAACCCAUGCAGCACUACGCACACAGCAGACACCACACAUAGAUUAAACACAGUACAAACAGGCCAAGUAGCACACGCAAAUCACAUAACACAUACUCCGCAUGCUGAGCUGAUAACUCAGAAUGCAACUGCUUGUAACACUACAAUACAUUAUGCGCAUACAUCGGCACCCAGUGAAACUGUAACAUACAAUUCGGUGACAGACAAGGUAAUUGCAGCUCACUGUCAAUCUCCCAAUGUGCAACAAAAAGCUGAGUCAUUUGACAGAUCCCAUGACUACUUCUCUGUCAACUUUGACCUUGGCUAUUCACUGGAGGACUCAGAGGACGAAGCAGAGGUAGAGGCUGCUCCUGCCCCAUGCAUGUUGACCUCUCCACAGCCUAAAAAGCAGGCGGACUCCCCAGUGUCUUUGCCGGCCCUCUCUAACUCCUCCACUCCCUAUAACAGCUUCACCAGACAGAGAACGCCUGCGCAGUUCAGUGAAUCUAAACUGUCUACACCACAAAUGUAUUCAGAGCAUAGGAAGAGAGAAAUGUCCUCUCCUCUGAGUUCACCUUUGAUGUCCAAAUGUGGGGCACUCCCAUCUCCAAUCAUGUCAGUGGGAGUAAGGAGGAUGCCGGUGCCCCGCCCGGCCGGGCCUAACACACCUCCUUCACUCUUCAGCUUGAAACGGAAACAACCGGCGGGUUGCACCGCCGAGGCCGAGAGAGGGUCAGGUGCGAAAAAGUCAUGUCAGGAAUCUGUUUGUGUGUCUGACUCCCCUCAUCAUUAUCCAGUGGGGUGCAACAGUGACAGUGAAGAUGACGUUGUGCUCCUUAAAAGAAGACACCAGAACAAGGUCAACCCCUUGUCAUCCCCAGAAGUGUCCAAGAUCUCCAGUGACGUGGACUCUCCAUUGAUUGUGAACAGGAGACGUGCAGCUGCACUUAAUACUUCUAAUGAAACAGAGGGCGAAGCUGCUUCUGAUGAUGAUUUCCAGAAUGAGAGUGUGUUCACAUGCAGAACCACAGCGCAGGGAGCCGAGAGGAAACGAGUCCAGCAGGCCAAAGCCAAGCACAACGUAUGUCGAAAAGGGCGUCAGUUCCUGGAUGAAGAAGCGGAGCUGUCGGAGGAUGAGGAGGGUGCAGACGUGUCAUCAGAUGAGGAGGAUGGAGAGGAGCAGAACCAGUCUCUUGAUGGAUUUGUGGUUGAUAACACACACUUCUCACAGGGACUGAAUGAAUCAGAGAUGCAUGGGGUCUACCUGAAGUCAGUGAGAAGCCCUGCAGUCCAGGGCAAGUUCAAAAUGUCUUACAGAAACCGUCACAGCAUCAACGUCUUUUCCCAGGUGCCUGAGAUGGAUGAAACAUAUGCAGAGGACAGUUUUGUGGUUGGCAGUGAGGUGGAGGAAGACGAGGAGGAGGAGAGCAGCGAGGAAGACGUUGAGCUCAUGCCUGAGGACUCAUAUGUGGACGGCAGGAGGCAGUACGCCACCAGACGGCGGGUUUUCCUGCACAAAGUCAGAGCAGGAGCCGGAGCCGGCUCUAAGAGCAAGGCUGAAGCUCCACCAGAGCAGAGAGCUGGGGUGAAAACAAAGCGAAACCGGGUCAUACGCAUUAACGAUUCUAGUGAUGAGGAGACAAAUGAAGUUAAUAAAGAGAGAAGUCUUGUAACAGGAGGGGAUGUUGCUGUCAUCAUGCGGCCUAAGGCGGCAAAGCUAGAGCCCAGCAGGCCUCAGCAGCAGCAGCAGAAAGCCCCAUCCUCCUGGUCGACAUCCAUUGCGUCCAAGGUCUCAUUGUUGAGCAAAGCACAAAGGAGCUCAGUGACUGAAGAAGAGCAAAAUGAGAGGUGUCGCCAGAGGUUAGAGAAUCAACAUCUCCUCUCUGACGAGCUAGACUUUGUGGAAUCUGUGUUAUCCUCCGAGAAUCAACCCCAGGCAGCCCUCGCCACCUCCUCAGUGCCUCAGCCCCAGAGGACCACUGGUCAGGAUGUGUCAGUCCGCGAGUCCACGGCUCCACCCGGGUCUGUCUGCAUUCUGGUGGACAGUCGCUGCAUCAGCACCGGGGUGGAGUUGAUGACCAGCCUGCGUCAGCGCCACGCCGCCACCGUCCACGUCUGCUCACUGGACAGCAGCUACUUCAUCGUCAGCAACCGCAUGGCAGUGGAGAGGCACAGCCAGUCAGAUCUGGCCACGAUGCAGAACCGGAAGCGAUUGGCUGAGAGAGUGAGCAGCUUGCAGGGAUUGUUUGAGCGAGUUUGUCUGAUUGUGGAGAAGGACCGAACCAAGCCAGGUGAGACGUCACGUCCAUUUCAGCGAACGCGUUACUAUGACAGCACGUUAGCGGGGCUGGUGCACACCGGGGUUCGCUUGCUGUGGAGCGAUGGUGCCGAAGAGAGUGCCAGUUUACUGGCGGACCUGGCACGCCUGGAGCAGCGUAAAGGUCAGGGUAUCAGCGUACCGGUGGAGGUCAAAGGGCAGCACAGGCAGCAGGCCCUGCAGCUGUUCUUGAGCCUGCCUUCUAUCAACUAUGUCCAUGCUCUCAACAUGAGCCACAACUUCAGGUCAAUUGGCCAACUAAUAAACAGCUCCAUUGAAUCCAUACAGAAUGGAGGUUGUAUGAGUCAAUCCAGAGCUGAGGAGAUCUACCGCUUCUUGCGUUACUCCUGUGACUCCUUCCUCAUGAACACAUCAAAAGCAGGAAAAACCAGUUAGCCCCCCAGGGGGGGAGACAACACUGUAGGAAUUCCACAAGCUGAAAUCCAUCUCUACCACUAUCCCAUGCAUUUCCUUCUUCCUGUUUCUCCACUUAAUACUUUAUAUCUUUCCUUUUUACCAAAAUAUCUUUGCUUCUUUGUUUUCAGUCUAACCAGGGACCAGAAGGCAGCAGUUACUCUGCUAUGUACAGUAAUUGCUCUAUCUGACGUCGUAUCACAAUGAGAGCAGAGCCUCAGGAUAUUGGAUCAGCCUUUUUGCACAAGUUGAGGGGGACCCUACUCAACGUCACAUGAAUGUUAUGUAAUACAGUGGGUUUCCAUAUAGGGUAUACUACAUGUUUAAUCAUUUGGGUGAGCAGUGUUUCCUUUCAAACUUGUUCUGGCAGUAAUCUUGUCAGAUCAUAAGAACUCAAUCGAUAUUUGAUUAACACUUGAAUAACUUAUUGUUUUUGUUACAAUAAUGGAUACAUUUGUUUACAGCUGUACACACAAAAAAGAAAAAUGUCACAUUUCUUUAAUAAACAAUUUUUUUGUCCAUGA
Messenger RNA from Lates calcarifer (barramundi perch), 6983 nucleotides. It is a transcript of the gene fancm, whose product is annotated as FA complementation group M. The record is from RefSeq and is a predicted model, not a curated record. The coding region runs from base 1 to 6441 and encodes 2146 amino acids. Gene Ontology annotation, biological process: double-strand break repair via synthesis-dependent strand annealing; replication fork reversal; interstrand cross-link repair. Gene Ontology annotation, molecular function: ATP binding; 3'-5' DNA helicase activity; four-way junction helicase activity. The transcript is spliced from 24 exons. NCBI's taxonomy places the organism in Eukaryota, Metazoa, Chordata, Actinopteri, Centropomidae.